AUGACAAAGAGAAUGCGUUCCAUCAUCUCGUGGCUUCGACUUGGGCGCUAUUUUGCGGUGUUACAAUCCAGACGCUUCGACAAUGCCCGCGGUAAUACGCAUCACAAAUUGACUCGGCAUCAGGCCUCUCUCCUGUCAAAAUGUAGAGCGCUGCAGUUGUGUUCGCGCAAAUGCACGGACCGCAGGCUGGCUGCCGUCCUAGAUACCGAUAUCAGCCCGGAUUUGAAGCUGCAACAAACCAAAAAAAUCGAUGACUCGUUCGACCUCCUCUACCUACCAAACCAUCAUCCAUCUCGUUCGCCGUCAUCGUCUGCUGCAUCUGGAUCCUACAAAUCGCACCCAACAAUGACCGACGCCGCUCCACCUCCCGCUGCCACUGGCCAAGCAGCUCCCGAGCUAUCCUCUCUCGCCGAAACCUUUGCCAGCACCAACCUCUCCUCACCCCUUCAGCAUGACGACACCUCCUCCACCCUCUCUCGUCGCGGCGCCGUCGGUUCGCAAUUUAAGCUUCCCGAAGGAUUUCGCCGUCUACUCGCCAACAUGUACGACCCCGUCACCAACCCCACGGGGAUCAUCAAUGCCGGCAUCGCCGACAACUCGCUCUGUCGCACCGAGCUGCUCGAGUUCUUCCUCGCAAAGGAUCGUCUCCACCUCUCCCCCGCAGAUAUGACGUACGCCAACCGCCUCACCUCAUCCACACGUCUGCUUGAGGCGAUCGCUUCGCUGUUCAACGAUUACAAGCCGGAUUGGCCCGAGGGGGAUGCGUCUCCGUUGCCGAUCAAGAAGGUGGAAGUGGAUCAUAUUGCGAUCGCUAGUGGAGCUACAGGUGUUCUGGACGAGUUGUUUUGGAAUUUGUGCGAUGAAGGGGAUGGUGUGCUGUUGAGUGCUCCGUACUACAAUGCGUUUGAUAAUGAUCUCACGAACAGAGCGAAGGCGAAGAUCGUUCAGGUGAACCUACCCGGAUCCUCAGAAGAUUCUUCGGCCGUGAAUCUUUUCACCGCAUCGACCGUUCAAGCUUACGAAGAAGCCUAUGCCACCGCAACCUCUUCUGGCAUUCCCGUCAAAGCUCUCCUCCUGUGCAAUCCUCACAAUCCCACCGGAACCAUCUACCCGCGCUCCACCGUCAUCGCCCUUGCCAAAUUCGCCGCCUCCCACCACCUCCAUUUCGUCUCGGACGAGAUCUACGCCCGAUCCACCUUCCCCACCUCUACCAACCCGCACCCACCCUUGUUCGAGAGCAUCCUGUCCAUCGAUGUUCGGAAGGAAUGUGGGUUGGAUCCAGCGUACGUGCACGUUGUUACUUCUGCAUCGAAGGAUUUCGCGGUGAACGGGUUCCGACUCGGUGUGUUGGUGACACAGCACAAUGCGGCGUUGCAGAGGGCCAUGGCGAGCAUCGGAAGUUUGAGUCAAUCUGCUUCGCCUGCAGCGAGUCUGUGGACGACUCUGUUGCAAGACCAAAAGUUCUUGAAGUGGUAUUUUAGGGAAAAUAGAAGACGUCUCUCUCUCGCCUACCAACACAGUAUCGAGUUUUUCGAACAUCACUCUAUUCCGUACUGGAACAGCAACGCUGGGUUCUUCCUCAUGAUCAACCUACGAAAAUACUGUGGCAUCACGCAAGACAUGGACGAACAAACGGCACGAGCGAAGGAAGCAAAGUUUCUAGACAAGUUGAUCGACGGUGGCGUGCUGAUCAGUCCCGGCACCAUCUAUCACUUCCCCACGCCCGGUUGGUUCAGGUUCACGUUCAGCCAGAAUCCGAAGACGUUGAAGUUGACGUUCGACAGGUUGGAGAAGGUGAUGGGUGUCGAAGGAGGGGAGAGUUGUGAAGCCAAGAGGGGGAUAUUGGAUUUCGGGGAUGGGGAGGAGAAGGUGGGGAAGGGGGCAGGGCGGUUGAAGCGGUUGAUGUCGAGGUGA
Messenger RNA from Pseudozyma hubeiensis SY62, 1914 nucleotides. RefSeq names its product aspartate aminotransferase. Gene Ontology annotation, biological process: amino acid metabolic process; biosynthetic process. Gene Ontology annotation, molecular function: transaminase activity; pyridoxal phosphate binding. Bases 1 to 1914 code for a protein of 637 amino acids. The transcript has a single exon. NCBI's taxonomy places the organism in Eukaryota, Fungi, Basidiomycota, Ustilaginomycetes, Ustilaginales, Ustilaginaceae. The record is from RefSeq and is a predicted model, not a curated record.